GAGUUGCCGUAUUGAAUAAUGUAAUCGCGUAUUCGGCAGUAAAUACUAAAUCCCAACGCACCUGUCCUAUGCUUUAAUAAUACAUGCAGUUCCCUAAUCCCCACUUUCCCAAACACCUUACUCCAUAGUCCGUUCGUUAUAUUUUAAUGUCGUGAUUUUUAGUAGUUCGGUAAAUCGUUUUAAUAGUUUUACAUUCGGUUGUUACUAUUAUCAUUCUCGCUGUCGUCGUUCCAUCGAUCGAUACAUUACGCAUAUUAUACAAUUCAGUAUAGUUUCCGGACCGGACUCAAGACGCGUAUCGGGUUUGAUUGUGCGACGUGCGUUAUCCAGCCAAAGACGAAUGUGAUAAUCGUACACGCGAUGCACCCUAAUCUUGCAACAACCUAACCGGAAGUGCGAUUGACCAACAAUGGGCCGUUUAGUUGGUCGUGAAGAUGCAGUCGGAGAUGACGCCUGCCCUUCACAACGGGAAAUCGAUUUUCAACCGUAGUAAUUACCCGUAGCCCCGAACACGUACAUUGAUUUCAUGGAAUUUUGUAAAUAUUUGUUGCUCACCAUUUUCCUGUUUCAAUUGGUUUCAGUUGGAGCAAGACAAGCAUUUGAUUUUCUCGGAUUUAUGUGGGGAUCUGUACUAGCAAAUUUCUUUGAACUUUUGUUCAUUAUUUUUGGAAUAUUUGGUGUAGUGCAGUCAGAUGUAUUAUACUUAUUAUCAUAUUCAGCAUGGAGUAUUGUUUGGUGUAUUUGGAAUAUAUUUGUAGUUUUAUAUUAUUUGGAAUUGCCAAUUUUUAGUAGUAGCUUUGAUGUUAUGAGCCUUGGUGCAGAUAGUGUUAGUUGGUGGGAAUCUAAUGGCCCUGGUUGCAGAGUAUUUUUUUAUCCAAAUCACACCGGUAUUGAAGAAGAUGCUAUUAAGCCAAUUAGACCAGAUUUGAUCACUGGAUGUGUUCUAGAUUAUCAAAAAAUUGAAACGGCUCAAGCAUCCUUACAAAUACUUUUUGCUGUUUUUGGUAUUCUUUGUAGCUUGUAUGUAUCAUGUUGUUCAAAAUCUAGAGAUGAAGGAAUUUACUACAAGAGUAAGCAACCAAAAAAUAUUACACCAAUAUAUUCUAUUGAAUAUAGUUCACGUCGAGGAGAUGAAAUUGAAGAAAUAAGCACUAUCAGUGGCAGCGAAGAUGGUGAUUUAGAUGCACAAAGUUCACAAAGUAAACCCAUGACACCCAGACGAGUAAAACGAAGAAGUGUAACUUCAAGGGGUACACUACCUCCUCCACAUCAAGCUCCACCGCCAUAUCUUAGACGUCAAUCUAGCUCUCAAUAUUCUAGUCGAAGACAUAAAAAUCCUGUUUCUAGGCUUAUCCAACAACAGUAUUCAAAUAACGGUUUAAACGAUUCAUCAACAUCAAAUGAUUCAAGUCACCCAUUGUUCCCAGAAUGUCGAGUUGAAUUAAGACAUGUUAACCGAGGCAUUGUGAAUCCUGCUUUAGAUACAGAAUCUGAACGUCCAACAUCAGCACGUUCAACAUAUUCAAAUUUCCAUGGAGCACGAGGUCGGCCUAGACAAGUUAGCACUCAUUCAACUUUUUUUGCCCCAUCAGAACAGCCUCCACCAGCUUAUCGUAGUAAUGCUUCUGUUAAUUCUGAAACUGUUAUAUGAUUUAGAACAAUUGUAAAAAGUGUAGUUCAAAGUAGAUACAAUUUUAAGAUCUCAUUUUUAUUUUAAACAAUGUUACUACUUAAAUAAAAAAAUAGUAGUGGUUUGUUAUGCUACCUUUAUCAUUUUUUUUUUUACGUUCAAUAUUUUUGGAAA
Rhopalosiphum maidis (corn leaf aphid) is the source of this 1804-nucleotide messenger RNA. RefSeq names its product sodium/potassium-transporting ATPase subunit beta-1-interacting protein (gene NKAIN). Bases 527 to 1651 code for a protein of 374 amino acids. The record is from RefSeq and is a predicted model, not a curated record. Gene Ontology annotation, biological process: regulation of sodium ion transport. Lineage: Eukaryota; Metazoa; Arthropoda; Insecta; Hemiptera; Aphididae. The transcript has 8 exons.